ACUAUUAGAGAUGUUAACUUCAAUAAAUAUUUAUUUCCUGAUAACGACGACAAUUUUGAUUCCCGGAUAUGGAACACGAAUCAAAAGUCUCGAAUUGCCAAAUUUGCUGCAAAAAGGAUCAAAUGUUAAAUUUAUUUGCGUUUAUGAAUUAUUGAGUAGUGAUUCUGGAAUAGUAAUAAAAUGGUACCACAAUCAGAAGCAAAUUUAUGAAUGGAUUCCACCUUUGGCUCCUCGUGAUAUGGGAAUUAUGAAAGGAUUAAUCGAGUAUCCUUGGGAGAAUAUAAAUCGACCCCAUUCUCAUUCUAUUUUGGAAAUAAAAAAUAUAACGACUAAUUUAUCUGGAGAAUAUACUUGUACGAUCAGUACUUUUCAGGAUGAGGAUUCAAAAUCAGCAAAUGUCAUUGUUUAUGUUCCAGUAAACAAUGUGACAAUGAAAACGGAAUUAUACAAUGAAACUCACCUGAAUAUUUCAUGUGAAACAUUUGGAGCGCACCCUUCACCGAAAUUAAAGAUUCUUAUCAAUGGAUUAGAAGUUGAGGGCGAAACUAAUUAUUCCAGUGACUAUUAUGAAAAUCCCCGGACUUGGAAUCAUUUAUUAAUGGGCAUUCCAAAAAAUUCGUCUCUCCUCGAAUGUGAAAUUCAAAUUCCCGAAGUUAAUUAUAAACGAUCGGAGAAAAUAUUCCAUCAGUCUUGUGCUAAACAAAAUUUAUUUAUUUCCUAUGACAACGAAUCGAAUUGUGCCGUCAAUAAAAAUUAAUUAAUUCAAUAAAAAAUUCAAUUUUUUAUCAAACUUUCAAUAAAAUUUAUUAAUUUUCAACAAUAUUAUAAUAAAAAGGCAAGAGAAAAUAUUUUUAAAAUAGAAAAAAUAUUUCCAAUUAUAGAAAAAAUAUUUUCAAAAUAGAAAAGAAUUUGUGACGAAGAAGGGGAAAAUGUUGAAAUAAAAAAAAUAUAGGAUAUCAGAAAGGUUUUGCGAAUGCGCCAACAUUCUUCGCGAUAAUGCGGGGGUGAAAAUCGUCUUUAAAGGCAGAGGGGGAGGAUUUCUGGCUGAAGAGCAACAGGCGAUUUCCUCAAGAUUAUCACUAACAACUCAUCCCCGUUGUUUGUACCAAUUCCUUUCGACAAAAAAGCAAUCUGAUGACAAGAGAAAUGGGACGCACCAUCUACAUUGUUUUAUUAAUUGCAGUUUGUGCACUUUGGACUUUUGGUGAGGCACUUUCUUGCGACCAAUGUGGCAGGGAAUGUAUAAAAAUUUGUGGAACUCGAGGAUUUCGGGCAUGUUGCUUCAAUAAUUUGAAAAAAAGAGUUCCUGCCGUUGGACUUUGGGUUGAUCCACCAAAACAUGCAGGUCAUUUUCAUCUCA
Messenger RNA from Leptopilina heterotoma, 1360 nucleotides. RefSeq lists its product as uncharacterized. Lineage: Eukaryota; Metazoa; Arthropoda; Insecta; Hymenoptera; Figitidae. The coding region runs from base 11 to 757 and encodes 248 amino acids. The transcript has 6 exons. The record is from RefSeq and is a predicted model, not a curated record.